AUGAAUAUCCCUCUCCCCAUCCACUCAUCACCGAGUCUGCGGAAUCGUGAAAGCAGAGACUAUCACAUCAAAAACAACACCUCCAUCAGCAGCACUCAAAGAACACCGCCACCGGCGGCCGAGGCUAUCAAUGGCCCGGUUAGGGAGGCGGCCAGAGGGUCAGCGGUUAUCAACGACAGGUUAAUCGUUGGUGUCGACUUUGGAACUACAUUCUCAGGAGUAGCAGCAGUCUACACCGGCACCCCAGACGACAUAGAAAUCAUCAAAACCUGGCCGGGCGGCAACGGCAUCACCUCAGACAAGGUGCCCACCGAACUAUCCUACGACCUCCCUCCCAACUCACCCCCAGGCACCGCCCCAACGAUAAAAUGGGGGUUCCAGUUCAAACCAGAAGAGUCCCGCCUCCGGUGCAUCAAGCUCUUUCUCGACCGCUCCCAGAAAUUACCAUACUAUGUCUCACCCCUCGAAACCGCCGCCCAGCUUAAGAAGUUCAAGAAGACGGUCGCCGACGCCGUGAGUGAUUACCUAACGCAGCUAUACAAACACACAAUGGACACCCUCACACGAAGAUACGGCGAGACGUUUAUGGCCUCGACAAAGGUCAGUUUUGUUCUCACCUGCCCGGCGGUCUGGUCAGAUGCUGCGAAGAACACUACUUUGCAGGCGGCGGAGAGGGCCGGGAUGGGGGCGGGGGGGCAGAUUCAGAUUAUCAGUGAGCCCGAGGCGGCGGCCGUGUAUACUUUGAAGGCGAUACAGCCUAAUCACUUGAAGGUUGGGGAUAAUUUUAUUGUUUGUGACGGUGGUGGCGGGACGGUCGACCUCAUCGCCUACAAAAUCGUCUCUCUGAACCCCAUAAAAGUAGAAGAAUCAGCCGUUGGAACCGGCGGGUUGUGCGGUAGCGCCUUUCUCAACUACCGGUUCGAAGAGCAUGUCAAGUCCAGACUCGGACAGAGCAGGUUCGAUGACAUGAAGGCGAAAAAGGGCAAGACAUGGCAGAUGGGGCUGCGGUAUUUCGAGGAGUUUGUCAAGAGGAAUUUCAACGAGGACGAACAUCAGGAGGUCAAUGUGCCGUUUCCCGGCCUCCCCGACGACGAAGAAGCCGGCCUCGACUCGGGCUUCCUCGUCAUGACAGCCGACCAAAUCAAAGAAAUCUUCGACCCCGUCGUCAAAGAAGUCUGCGAACUCGUCCAAGGUCAAGUCGACAACCUCCGCGCGUUGGGGGCGAUCGUCUCGGGCAUCAUCCUCGUCGGUGGCUUCGGACAAAGCGACUACCUCUACCACAAGCUCAAGACUCACUUCACCAGCGCCGCCCCCCCUCCCUAUAGUGAGAGACCCUCCCAGGCCAACAUCGACAUGCGAGAGCGGCCCUCGGUGGAGGUGAUGCAGCCGGUAUACGCCUGGACGGCCGUCGUCCGCGGCGCGGUUUUGCGCGGCUUGGAAGGUAACAUGGUCAUAUCCCGAAAGGCGAGAAUGCACUAUGGCACGUCGUAUGCGACUGUGUACGACGAGGAGAAGCACUCUGUGGCGGAGAGGUACUGGUCGCCGCUGUGGGAGAGGUGGAUGGUCAGUGACAGGAUGCAAUGGCAUAUUGCAAAGGGAGAAGCGCUAUCGCCCAUGCAACCCAUCGCCUUCCACUACACCCGCAACUUUCGCCCGGGGCAGUCGUUGGUCGUCACCGACGACCUCAUCGCCUGCCAGGCUGAUGAGCCGCCCAAGGCUUUUACACGGGAUCUGGUCCACGUCUGCACGCUGACCACGGACCUCAGCGCGGUGCCCAGGCAUUUGUUCACCAGACUGACAACCACACGCGGUGUUGAGUUUGACAAUCUGGAUUUUACCCUCGAGAUGAUCGUCGACAGUGCAGGGCUGGGGUUCGAGCUCAAGGUUGACGGGGUGAGGUAUGGGAGGGUAGAUGCUGAGUUUCACUAGUUGGUCGGUUCUCCUGAUGUUACUGGAGAGUAGGGAAGCAAGGCGUCUGCGGUCAGGUUGUUGGUUUUUCGAUACGGAGUUGGUUGCCCUUGCUUGAACCUGGACGAGGAGAGGGAAGAGAUCAUAUAUAUAUCGCACAGAACAGUCCUGGAACACAGAGUAUGAAUGAACCAGGGGAUGAUGUACUUGAACUGUUCUAGACAGGGAGUAACUAACCAAUUUGCCCAUGCUCUCUUGCAUGUAGUAUCCAGCCCCAGCCACCCCCCUCAUGAAACUGCCUUGGAACAGAAGACUCGACAUCCGUGCUGCCACGCAUAUGAUUGCUCAACGGCAAAAGAAUCACUCAUUAACCAUGCUAUCUUGAGACAGGAAAAACCACAAAAUUUAGCUCGACACAAGCGAGCGAGCUGGGAACGAAGUGGUGAAAACAAUGGGUAAGAAUUGUGUACUGAUUGGGAAACCC
Messenger RNA from Podospora bellae-mahoneyi, 2392 nucleotides. RefSeq lists its product as uncharacterized. Gene Ontology annotation, molecular function: ATP-dependent protein folding chaperone; ATP binding. The coding region runs from base 1 to 1929 and encodes 642 amino acids. The transcript has 6 exons. NCBI's taxonomy places the organism in Eukaryota, Fungi, Ascomycota, Sordariomycetes, Sordariales, Podosporaceae. The record is from RefSeq and is a predicted model, not a curated record.